GAUUACUGAGUGCAGCCUGUAGGCAUGACCGAGCACACUGCUGUCAGGGGCCGAUUUCUAAUUAACUGAGGUACCUGUAUUGGUGACGUAGAUGCGCUCAUGUGGAGGGGGGAGUGAGGGAUGGAGUCGGGUCGGAGCAGAGCGGGGUCUCACGCGGAGCUGAGGUACUUUGGUUCAGUCUGUGGCAGAAUCGAGAGAACCAGUUGCCGGACACCAUCAACGGAAAACAAUCAGCGUUCAACUGUGCAAGAUUUAGAGCUUUGCUAAUAAAGAUAUACUUAUGGUAGAUGGCAUUGUCGGAGACAGCCGGAGGGGAUUCUUCAGCCCAUUUCUCAAGCUGAAUCCAAAUGACACUUCCUCCACCCAAAAGUCCCCCGAUGACCACAGAACUCCACCUAUAUUCGGAGGAUGCUGCACAAUGUGUGACACGGUCGUCCGACCGCAAUUGAUUGGUGCAAGAAGCGUCCUUCCCUCAACCAGAGCAUGACACUCUCAGCAGUGGACAGUUGGAAAAGGGCUUCGGAAAUGAACCCCUGUGGACAGCCACAAGACUGGGUCAGUGGCAGGAGCACGGCUAGGUAAAGAAGCAGAGGUCUUCGUGUGAGGAGAGAAAGCAUACAACUAAAAAAGUGGGGGGCAAACGAUCGCAUCAGCAAAGACACAACCUCAAAUCAUGGGGAUACAGCAUCUUCUGCUUCUUUUGAUUUACUUGGACCCGCUGAAUGUACUGUGCGCGGCUACAGCCAACAAGAAGAAAAACGCUCCAAAGCGGAAUCAGAAGAUGAAGGAGGUGAACGGCACGGAGGCGCCUACUGCGGUUCCGCGGCGAAACACUCAGGUCCAGGCACCUUCGAUCGCUACCCAUGACACGUGCCUGGGCUACUAUGACGUGAGCGGAGCGUACGAUAAAGUGUUCGAGUGCAACAACACCGAGCACCGCUACUGUUGUGGAAGUUGUUUCCUGCGCUAUUGCUGUGCAGAAAAAGGGAAACGCAUAGAACAGAAAACUUGCACAAAUUAUAACACCCCAGAUUGGAUCAAAACGCAGCCUCCCUCCCCGGCACCAACAGGUGACACUUACGACCCUGACUUGGAUCAGACUAACACAACGGUAUACAUCACCUGUGGUGUCAUAGCUUUUAUCAUCCUCAUCGGAGUUUCUGCAAAAGUUGCCUACGACAAAGCAACCAAGCCCCCUCAGGAAAUGAAUGUCCAUAGAGCCCUUGCAGACAUUUUGAGGCAACAAGGACUAAAUAAGGAGAAUGAAAAUAUUGCAGCAUUGGAGGGUUCACCCAAAGACAUGGACACACCUCUCCGGACGUCCAAGAACCAUUACACCCCAGUUCACACCAUGCUAGCAAACCACGGGCACUACGGAAAAGAGAACUUCCGCCAAGGCCAACUUGAUCAUAACUUCAUCUCCUCUGGAUUCGUGACAGUGGGACGACCACACCUAAAAGCGCAGCACUCUGUAGACGAUUUAGGGCAGCUGUCCUGGCAGGGAGAUCUGGACGUUCCUAAUAUCUCCUACAGCAGCCACCAACAUGAUUAUCAACAUAGUCACCUGGAUCUUACCCAGGCCCACACACCUAAAAUUGCCCACAGACAAAUGAGACAUGAGAAGCCCCAGCGCAUGAACAACAUCCUAACCUCGCAGACAGAGCCAUACGACCUGGACAUGUCCUUCUCACGCUCCUUCCAGAACCUCACCCACCUGCCUCCCAACUACGAACUGGCGGCAAUGAGCAAAGCUGACUUAAGUAAAUACUCCUCUCUCCACAAAUUAAGUGAUAAGGACAUAGAUGAGUACUACAUGCGGAAGCGACACCAAGACUUGGCAGGUCGGCAAAUUCUGCAGCCGCCCCACAUAGUGAAGCUGAACACAGAGCCCCACCAGCAGCACCGUCAGCGGCCUCACCGUGUCCAGAGGGCCAUGUCCCAGGACCAUGUGCUGUCCCCAGAGAGGACCCCACGCCAUGGCUACGGCCUCUCAGCUUACAACAUGGGCGUCUCUUCCUACGGCAGCCGCAUUCUCUCAGAGGAGCAGCUGCUCUCCGCAGACCGCCUCCAGUCCCAGGACCCCCUGCUCUCGCCAGACAAGAUGCUGUCGCUGCGGCGCUCCAACUUCCGGGAGAAGGCCAUGUCGCGGGCCAUGUCCCAUGUAGACAUUAACUUUGUGCCCACCACACCUGUCAUAGACCGCAGUGAGCGCUACGCUAAGAUGCAAAAGAUGCACUCCCAUCCCACUACCAUCAACGACUCAUACAACACGCUCACCGUCAACCACCCGACCACCAACAAGAGGCAGCAGUUUGCCUCGCGACGGACACACACCGUGGACCAUCUACAGUACAUCCCAGGCCACCAGCACAACAAUCAGUACCGCACAGCCAGUAAGAACGAGGUAACUGUUUAACGAGAGGGUGGCUGGCCAAGGAUUGCUGUGUCAACAGACUGUCAACAGAUGAAAACAGCAGAUACUUCCAGAGGUGUGCAACCUCACCAUAGGUCUUCUUUUCAAAGUAGCCAACAACUAACCCUUCUUGCUUUCAGCUCAAGCUCUCAGUUUCAUUCAGAUUUGGAUCAUCACAACUAGAAUCAACCACAAAGACAUCUGUACUUUCUCUAUAGGGCAACAUAAGGGCUUUGCAUGUUGACACAUAAGGAAUGCUUUAUGUGAGGUUAUCCGGAAGAAGACAAUAUUUUUUUAAAAGUGGAAUUGGAAAGGAACUGGAUCAACUUUAUAAAUAUAUACAUAUAUUUACUAUUUGUAUUUUCAGUCCUUGUUAUAGCUUUAGAAAUUCUUAUUGAACUUAACUGGUGUUAGAACUUCAAGAGGUGCCUCUCGAAAUUGUUCCCAUUUCAACGAUGAAGUGGAUUUGUUGGUUAAAAAGCACAAUUAAUGGGUUUCUUUCUCUGUUGAUUUAUUCUUGUUUUUUGGUAACGGCCAGCACAUAUCAGCUUAUUAGUGGCUAUAGUGGCAAUUUCCAUUGCAUAAAUGAUUGUAAAUAGGCUAUAUUAGCAGAAUUAUACACUAAAUGAGAAGAGCUGGACAAGUGGAAUUGUUGAGUUUCUACCCAAGAGUCUACAGUCUUUUCACAAUUAAAGAUCACAAUUUCAGAUUAGUCCAACCCCUCAACAAAUACUUGAUACUAACAAACAUGUACAAUAAUGUGUGUGCGUAUGUGUGUAUAUUUUUGUAACUGUGCUUGUAGGAUGAUUGUGUAUGGCUAGGGUUGAAUCAACCUCAUGCCACUGUUAAUUAGCAGCUUUAGACUGUAGGCACACUACUCCACAGGUGACUAUGUAAACUAAUGCUUCGUUCAAUAGCUUCAUUUUCUGCACUCAUUCCCUCGCUAUAUAAUCCAAGUGGAUGACAUCCAUUUUGUUUUCAGUUAAGAAAAGCUGCUUUCAUUCUGAUAUACAGUAUUGUCGUAUAUUUGACUCCAUUCAUCAGAGUUGAAGAAUAAUAGUUGUUGUUAUGUGUUUACAAUUGUUACAUUGUUGCAGGUGUGUUGACGUACCUGAAACAACCGACAAAGAGGACAUCAAUAUAAUCACUAGCUAAGCAAGGAUUAAAACUGUGAUUUUUAUGUCCAGAUGUUUUCAUUAAAGCAAUGCCUUAUUGUGUGGAAGCCCAUACUCAUGUUCUUAAUUGUACAAUCACGCUUGUGUUUUUAUGUCUUGUGUCUAACAUGUUGAUGCGUAACCAACUUUUUAUGUCAUUUUUUUUUAUCAUGGAUGAUUUACCAGCACUAUAGAAGCAAAGGACAGAAUCAGUUUCGGUGAUAUACCUCAGAAUCUAUAGAGCACACAUUUUACAAGGAUGAAAUUCUUACAUUAACAAAAUGUUCUUUGAAAAGAAGCAAAGGAAGUGAUUAUUUUAAGCAAAAAACAAAUAUUUCACAUGAUAAAAAAAAAAAUCUUCCACAUUUUCAAAUUCAUCCAGACUUCCUUGGGGACUCCCACUGUGUCCUCUUAUACUUAUAGAGUAACAGACCCAUCAAGUACAUGAUUUGUCGUUGUUUUUACUUUUCAACUAUCUCUUCAGUUAACAAGAAAGUCCAAAUAUUAUCGUAAAAUCCUGGGUCAUGGAAAUGGGUAUAUGGACAUUUACUGUAGAGAUGUUGUUAUAUAAAUUUGCUGGUCAUUGACAAUUUCAAACAUUGUCACUGGUGUACUACCUUAAAUGUUAGGAGCUUGCAUAAUAUUAUUACAACUUGUGCAGUGUGUCCAUAUUUAAGACUUGAUUUUGCUUAGAAUUUGUCAUUACAACAGAGGCUAACAUUGCAAAAUUUUUUUGCAAAUUAUAUGCUUAUAUCAUUAUAUGACUAGCUAUACUAUACUGUAUGUUCACAUGCAAUGUAGACACAGUAGAAAUUGAUGCACUUGAAAUAUUAAGAGCAAUUAUUACACUAGUUUCAAACCCCAGUAUCAGCUAAGAUAUUGAGAGGAUGGCAACUAAAAUGUAAUUUCUUUUGAGGUUCAAUUUAAGGCCAGAGUACCAAAAGAAACCGUGAUAGUUCAAUGUGGAGUUUCAUAGUCCUUGUCAAGCUCCAGUGAUAGCUACAACAACAAAAAAUGGCUAUAAAACUAUAUCAGAGCAACAAAAAAAUUGAGCAACGAAAAAAUGACAUUUGAUAGCCCUGACUCUGACAUGGUGGGAGCUGCAACACUGUGUUCUACUGAUGUUACACCACCGGAAUCUCACAUACAUGUCUCUAAUCAACCAUCUAUCUGGCUCAAAUACAUCCACCCCAUCGCAGAGCUCCGGUUUUACUUUCCAGUCAGUCAAUGAUAUUGUCCACAAGAAGCUUUUCCCACACACAUGAGGCUAGAGCCGUAGGUUCUGAGACUAACGUGCUGCUAAGUUGUUGCGUCCCAUGAUCUAUCUGCUGUAAAAGCACUGUUUACUUUUGUUGCAAAUAUUCCUUGCCAUUUAUUAAGCUUGUAUUUUUAUGUGUCAAUGUGGUAUGAAUGAAAAUUCCUUUGUGUCUUUGUUGCACAAACAAUGGAGGACUCAUUUAAAAAGCUUCAAAGCAAGCAGUAUACGACUGUUCCUGUGCACAUGUUUUUGUUUACAGAUGAAUUAUUAAAGCACAUCCCAUGUGUAUUGUACAAAACAAUAAUCAGUUUAGUAAAUAUGUCUGGGGGAAUUUUUUCACAUGUUCAUUUAAACAAUAUUCAUGAAUUAGAGUGAAUUGGUAAUAUUGGUAUUAUGUUUUUUUUAUGGCUGAGUUAUAAACAUAUAUUAACUGUUUGUAAAGAAUGACAGAGAAAAAUAACCCACAUCUACUGUAUAUAUGGAAUUAUACAACUUGUUUGACAGUCUAAUAAAUGUAUAAACCUAAAUAUGUCAACAUCAAAUUAGCAUAUACCCCAUAGGGGCGGCAGGGUAGCCUAGUGGUUAGAGCGUUGGACUAGUAACCGGAAGGUUGCAAGUUCAAACCCCCGAGCUGACAAGGUACAAAUCUGUUGUUCUGCCCCUGAACAGGCAGUUAACCCACUGUUCCUAGGCCGUCAUUGAAAAUAAGAAUUUGUUCUUAACUGACUUGCCUAGUUAAAAAAUAGAUAUAAUACUAUGGACCUCCAGGUGAAGUUACAAAUCGUUGUUAUCCUGUCACAUUUAUUAACUAGACUAAAUGCUACUCUGAGAUUUUUGCAAGAAGUUGCCCAAAUUGCAACCUCACCCACAAGGUCUUACACGCCACACAUUUGGAAUACACAUGAAACAAGAUAAAGAAACGACAUCUUUAACCAAUGUAGUGCAUUGAUGACAAGACAUGCUAUAGUACAUCCCUUUGUCAUUAAAUAAAGCUUCCAGUCAAUUUGU
Molecule: messenger RNA, 5833 nt
Organism: Oncorhynchus kisutch (coho salmon)
Lineage: Eukaryota; Metazoa; Chordata; Actinopteri; Salmoniformes; Salmonidae
Product: protein shisa-6-like
Exons: 9
Coding region: 674-2416 (580 amino acids)
Biological process (GO): regulation of AMPA receptor activity; regulation of short-term neuronal synaptic plasticity
Cellular component (GO): postsynaptic membrane; dendritic spine membrane; AMPA glutamate receptor complex
Source: RefSeq, a predicted model, not a curated record